Messenger RNA from Rotaria sordida, 472 nucleotides. The record is from the annotation of a GenBank genome assembly. NCBI's taxonomy places the organism in Eukaryota, Metazoa, Rotifera, Eurotatoria, Philodinida, Philodinidae.
ACAACUUCGAAAUGAAAUCAAAGAACUUGAAAGAUCUUUAGAAACAACUGGAAAUGAACUUAAUUAUGAAAAACAAGUGAGAAGUGCGCAACUUGUUUCUGCUGCACCAUCUGAAGAUAUCAGCUCUUCGAUUGUCGAAGAUUAUCAAAAGCAGAUUGAUGAACUUGAACAAAAACUAUCUGAAAACAAUGAAGAACAAAGUUUAUUACGUGAACAUCUAAAUAAAGUUGAAGUUGAACUGAAAGAAACAAAACAUAAUCAUGAAUUAACAUUGACUAAAUACAAAGAAGAAUUCUUAUCUCUUGUAGAAGAACGAAAUGAAUUGAUUGAACAACAAACACUUUCUUCAACAGAACAUCAACGAGAAGUUGAACAAUUGAAAAAGGACAAUGAUCAAAUACAAGAAGAAUUAACUAAACUCAAGCAAUUACCUGAUUAUCAACAUGUAGAAAUUCAAACACAUGAAGAGUAA